Molecule: messenger RNA, 1289 nt
Organism: Mycotypha africana
Lineage: Eukaryota; Fungi; Mucoromycota; Mucoromycetes; Mucorales; Mycotyphaceae
Exons: 1
Coding region: 53-1243 (396 amino acids)
Source: RefSeq, a predicted model, not a curated record
GGACGCGACCAAGCUGAACCAAGCCAAUUCCCCCUUGUUUACUAUCUUUCGGAUGAACCCCACGACAACGACAACGACAACGACAACGACGACGGCGACGGCGACGGCGACGGCAUCCACAACAAAGAGCAAUGCAAAGGCAGCCACACCCAAGCCAAUAGCAUCAGCAGCGACAACGACAACAACAGGUUCUAUCAAAAGAAAGAAAUGCAGUAGCCAUAAAAGGCAAUCGCUUGUGGUAGAAAAGAGACGUUCAGCCCAUGCGACGAUGAUGGACGCGGAAGACGAAGCGGACGACGACGAGGACGACGAGGACGACGAGGAGGAGGAUAUCUCUUCCUGUUGUUCGUCCAGCCAAAGUGAUGAUUCUGAUUGUGACAGUGGCGUGGAUUUUGACUGUGAAGUAUUUCCUCAGAAUAAAACGAAAACCAAGAACAAGAGCAACAACAACCACCGACGCCAUCGUCACCGUCAUCAUCGCCAUCAUCAUUGCCGUCGUCAUACCCACCGUCGCUCGCAACUGCAAAGAAGACCGAUCCCUGUGCUGUAUGGUGGUGAGCAGCAGCCCUCUGCCUACUUGUUGCAGCAUCAGCUGCCUUAUCCACCGCCGCCGCCGCCGCCGCCCUCUCUGCAACCCCCCAUGUAUCUCUCCUCUCAACAACAACAACAACAACAGUUGGAUCAGUUCCUCUUCAACGACAAUGCCUUCUUUUUCCCUUCCACUACACCGACACCUACACCGGCGCCUGCGCAUGCGCCAGGCAAUGCCUCUCAUCCUCAGGAUUUUUUAUUUAUGGAUCAGCCGCUGAUAGCAUCCAAUCACACGACGGUGCCAGCACCCACCUCCUCCUGCCCCCAAGAUUAUUUGACUUCUCUACUGGACUUUCAAGCACCCCAAGCACAACCCAAUCAUAAUAAUACCCAUAUACCAACCUCCACCCCUUCUCCCAUGAUGAUCACGCAUCCUUUCCCUCAUUCAGCACCACCCACAGCAUCCACAUCUCAAGAGACAUCCUCCUUUAUCCCUACACCCACCUCCGUGCAAGAUUUCCUGUAUACUCCUUAUUACAUGCAGACGUGUCCAUCCAACGCGUCUUCCAACUCUACAACGUCCACAAGGACAACCCACAAUCCAUUACAACCCUCUCCGUUACAACUCCCUCUCGCGGAUUAUAGUCAACCCAUCUAUAACCCUACAACGCCUCAACCCACUCAUCAAGGAGGUGCUGGCUUUUGUCUUUAGAAAAAAACAAAAGCAAAAAAAAAACCAAAAAAACCAUAGAAUCUGU